CUACUUCAGAAUCUGAGACUUGACUACCAAAAUGAGUGCCCAAUUGAGUGCCUGGCGAUUCGCUCACACUGAAGGUCAUGCCUGCAUUCGAUACACCCCCGAUGGGAAUCAAAUAUUAACGUGUGGAUUCGACGGAGAGGUCCGUGUCUACCGAGGUAUCGACGAUUCGGAUCCUGAAUCCCAUUUGGCCGGCGAAGAAGCCUUCGCUCUGACUUUGACCUCUGAUCGCUUCUUCGUGGCCUGUUCAGGUACGAACAAGGUCCAGGGCUAUAAUCUGAAGGAUGGCACGCCCACCGGAGUGGUGACUCGAUUCACGGCCGAUGCCACGGCCUUGGACAUGAGCUUGGAUGGAUCCAAAUUGGUCGCUGGAUCCGACGACACCACCCUUCAAUUGGUGGACAUGGAGUCGUACCAAACCAAAGUGUUCCAAGGUCACAGUGCGCCAAUUUUAAAUGUGGCCUUGGAUCCUCGAUCGGACCAACCCGAAUACAUCCUUUCCUCAUCUUGCGAUGGAACCGUCAAGGUUUGGAACAUACAAGGCGAGAAUGAGGUCCAGACCUUUCAGGAGGUAUGGCUCAAAUCCAACGACUUGGCCACCUCCAAGGUUCCGGGUACAAUUGCUUGGCAUCCCAACGGAGAUUUCAUCGCCGUGCCGCAAAACGACGGUGUAAAGAUUUAUGCCCGUGGCUCUUGGGAGUUGGUCAUCCAAUUCAAGGCCAAAGAGCCCUUGGAUAAAGAAGAGGUCAUGGGAUCUGUCGCCUGGUCGUGUAAAGAUCCGAAUUUCUUGGCUAGUGCCACGACCAAGGGACGGGUCUUCAUUUGGGAUGUCGAGCAAAAGACGCAGGUGUUUGCCACCCAAACCAAUCGGGAUUAUUCCAUCUCGGAUCUGGCAUGGCAUCCCAAGAAGUACGAAGUGGCAAUGAUUGACAAUCAGAGUUGUUGGGGAAUCUUGAAUCAAAUGACUUUCGCGAAAGAAAAUCAGGGAGAGAGGAUAUCAAAAGAAACCAAAGCGACUGACGAAGGCGAUCUUGAAGAAUAUCUGGUCAAAGGACAAUCGGAUAACGGUGACGAAUUGGACCCGGAACAACUAGCCGCUCUCAUGGAUGACGAUGACGACGACGACGACAACGAGAACUCCUUCUCGAUCAGUAAAAUCAAGCGAGAUACCGGAUUUCUCUCGGAUGAUGAAAGCAACUUAUCCAAACCCGAAUCCACCGCCACCGAUGCCAAAGACAAGCCCAACGAGACAUCAGUGGCACCUCUUCCACCUACCAAGACUCCCGAACCCGUGGCCCCGGCCUUUUAUGACGUGGAGAUCCAGGAGCCCUUCCAACCCACGGCCACACCCGUUCGAUUGUCCUCGCGCUUCAUGGUGUGGAACGACGUGGGCGUGGUCAAGUGCUUCAACACGGACGACGAGAACUCAAUCGAGGUGGAUUUCCACGACACUUCCGUGCACCACUCGUUCCACAUCUCUAAUGCCCACAACCACACCAUGGCCGAUCUGAGCACGGAAAUCCUGGUUUUGGCCUGCGAGGCCUCCGAAGACGACCUGACCCCGAGUCGAUUGGUUUGUCGACUCUUUGGCAGCUCUGAUCUCACCAAGGAAUGGUCCGUGGAACUCCCAGGGAAGGAAGAGAUCUUGGCCGUGUGUUGCGGUCAAGGAUGGGUGGGUGCCGCCACGGAUCGGCGUCAGUUGAGGAUCUUCUCCUCGGGUGGCAAUCAAUUAGAAGUCCUCGCCCUGCCUGGCCCUAUCUUGGCUCUGGCUGGUCACGGACAUUUGAUCUUGGUCACUUGUCAUGUCGGGAUGCCUUUGGCCGGUAAUCAAUCCGUGUGCUUUGCGGUGUUCGAUCUCAGUCCUCGCCGUCGUCAUCCCAGUUCUCAAUUCCAACCCUUGCCCUUCGCUCCGAAUUCCUACCUCACUUGGGUGGGAUUCUCGGACGAAGGCACGCCGGGAAUGAUGGACAGCUCUGGGCAGGUCCGGCUUCUUCACCACGGGUUUGGCUCAUCUUGGGUCCAGAUCUGCGACACGCGGGACACCCUGAAGGCCAAGAGUGACAACCAUUUCUUGGUCGGGAUCAACGAACAGGAACAGAAACUCCGGACGAUCUUGUGCAAAGGAGCAAGGUAUCCGGCCACCACUCCUUAUCCCACGGUGGCGUUGGUGCCGUUCUCUUUUCCAUUGUGCGAGCCCGCCACCGAAAAGAGCCUCUUGGAGGAAGAGUAUUGGAAGUGUGACCUGGUCACGCGGUCCCUGAGCGCCAUGGAGUCCCGAUUGAAUCAGGAUCUCGCCGAGGACAAGGGUGAGAUUGAGGAGUCUCAGAGUCGAUGCCUGAUCAAGUUAUUUGCACUAGCCUUGAGCAAUGAUCACGAGACGCGGGCCAUGGAAGUGUGCAAGCUCAUGGACACCCAUACAAUCUCGUUAGCCAUUCGUUAUGCCACCUCCAACCGGAGGAUGCAACUGGCCCAAAAGAUCGGGGCUUUGGCCAACGACAUCCAGGAGGAACAGGAGCGGAUCGAGCAAGAGCGAUCACAGAGUCAAAUGAGUCACGCGGACAUGUUUGAAAUGCGAAGUCAUCAGGCAGGAGAUGAGAACGGAGAUGAUGACGGGGAGGAGCAUCCUCAUCCUCGGCGAAAUCCAAUCUUGGAGGCCAAGUUGUUGAAGGAGACGCCAUCGGGGCUGACCAAAACCAGGUCCAUCAUUCCGGACAGUCAAAGCGAUAUUCGAAAUCCAUUUGCUAAGCAAUCCCGACCGGGUUCUCUAAGCGGUGCAAUUAGAAAAGGUGACACCGUGUUUGAUGACAUGACGGUCAAGUCCCAAUCGACGAAAAAUCGCGGAAGUUUUGGAGACCGUCGAAUCCAACAGCCCUCUCUCAAGGCUAAUAAGAAUCCAUUCGGUAAACAGAGCACAAUCGUGUUAAAGAAAACGCCCAAUCCUGGAGCCAAGGAGAAUGACACUGCCUCUAAAUCUGCCAGUCCUCUUUCUGGCUUCCAACUGUGGUUGGCCGAAAACCGCUCCAGACUAACAGAGCUGUCCGAGUCCGGAAUAGAAGACUCUGCCAUCAAUAUCAGAGGUCUUGAGAUGUGGAAAGAACUUGACAAGGAGGAAAAAGAGAAGUACAAAAGCCCACGAGUUCCCAAGCGAAAAAUGCCAGAUCAACCCAGUUCCCUCUCCACUCCCGCCAGUAAAGUGCCAAAAAUCUAGCUCAAUUCACUUUCCCUUACGUAAUCACGCGUGCACAGACUUCCUCAGCACGUUUGUAGUGUUUCAAUGAAAUAGACUUGAAUGAUGAUUUCCCACGA
This is a messenger RNA of Tigriopus californicus, 3303 nucleotides long. It is a transcript of the gene Ctf4, whose product is annotated as WD repeat and HMG-box DNA-binding protein 1-like. The transcript has 6 exons. Gene Ontology annotation, cellular component: nuclear replication fork. NCBI's taxonomy places the organism in Eukaryota, Metazoa, Arthropoda, Copepoda, Harpacticoida, Harpacticidae. Gene Ontology annotation, molecular function: protein binding; chromatin binding. Bases 32 to 3205 code for a protein of 1057 amino acids. Gene Ontology annotation, biological process: DNA-templated DNA replication; mitotic cell cycle; DNA repair. The record is from RefSeq and is a predicted model, not a curated record.